UCUCCGGGUGGUGGGAAUGCAGCGUUUUCUUCUGAACUACCCAUUGAAUUUUGGGUGAAAAUAGCUUAGCCUGGCAAGUUCUGCUUUUGCCUCGGUUCCCCCCCUGCCCCCCCGGCAGGACUGGAGGCUGUUUCAGCUCGGCGCAGUAGCUGCAAGUCCGGAAGAGGUUUCUGAAGUUAAUUUUUCACUGGCAGCCUGUGCGUGUUGCAGAGGUAAGGGAGGGUUUAGGAGGCCACGGGAGGGUCAGGACCACUCUCCACCAGGUGCUGGCUUCCACCUGGGGCCUCUUUAACCAGGUGAGGUAGGAAAAGAGCAUUCAAGAGGGAAGUCAAGCGGCAAACACCCUGUUUUUAUCUUCAUCUGUGCUCCUCAGCUUCAGGCAGGCAUGAGUUACAGACCUAACUACUCCGUUUUUAUGGGGAAAUUGUAGAGAUCUUUAAAAUAAACAGUCUCAUCCCCUCCUCUUUCUGUUCCCAAACUUUGAAGAGCUUUUCCUGCCUGAGCUGUCCCUGAAAUGACUGCACUUGCCAGGAAUUGAGGCGUAAAUCGGCACCGGAGCUGGACGGGAGUCAGGCUGUUUUCUUCGGAACUUGUCUGAGCAGGUUGCUUCCCGUGGCAGGGACCCCGAGUUGGGCUGCAUCAUGGCAACGGUUGUCACCGAGAAGCUCAGCCGCCUCUUCAUUAACGUGAGGCAGGUCCCCCAGCUGCUGGGCCCCCUCUCUCCCUCCACCGUCAGCAGUUCGGAGGUGCCAAAGGUCUUCUGGAAGCCCUACAUCCACACCGGUUACCGGCCGGUGCAGCAGACCUGGCGUUAUUACUUCUCGACCCUCUUCCAGCAGCACAACGAGGCCAUCAACGUCUGGACCCAUCUGGUGGCAGCCCUGAUCCUGCUGCUGCGGUUCCAACAGCUCUCGCAGCGGGUGGCUUUCGGGCAGGACCUUCACGCCCAACCCCUCCUCAUCAUCAUCGUGGCCUCCAUCACCUACCUGACCUUCAGCACCCUCGCUCACCUUCUGCAGGCCAAAUCCGAGUUCUGGCACUACAGCUUCUUCUUCAUGGACUACGUGGGGGUGGCCAUUUACCAGUAUGGCAGCGCUUUGGGGCACUACUACUACGCCAUCGAGCCAAGUUGGCACGAGAAGAUUAAGGGGUUUUACAUGCCAGCAGCUGUCCUGUUAGCCUGGCUGUCCUGCGCUGGUUCCUGCUACGCCAAGUACCGGUACCACCAGUCUGCUCUCCUCCUGAGCCGGCUCUGCCAGGAGCUGCCCUCCGGCCUGGCCUAUGUGCUGGACAUCAGCCCCGUGCUCCACCGCAUCUUCACCGCGCCGCCCUCUGAGCAGGAGGACCCGGCCCUUCUGUAUCACAAAUGCCAGGUGGUGUUUUUCCUCAUCGGCGCCUUUUUUUUCUCACACCCUUACCCCGAGAAGUGGUUCCCGGGGAAAUGUCACUUCUUUGGCCAGAGCCAUCAGAUUUUUCAUGUGUGCCUGGUGCUCUGCACGCUGGCGCAGAUCGAGGGGGUGGUGUUGGACUAUGAGUCCAGGAGACACAUCUAUUCCACGCUUCAGGGUGAUCUGGCACACAAUUUCUCUGCCCUGUGCCUCUUCACUGUCACCUGCUCUGUCCUCACAGCCGCUUUCAUGGCCAGGAAGGUGAAGAACAAACUGAGCUUCAAAGAAGAAUAAGAGCCCUCAAGGAGAAGCAGGUGAGCUCAUCCCAACGGUUGAUCUGCAGCUGCCUGUGGUGAUGCUGGUGCGAAUCUGGCUUCAAACUUUGAGGAGAAGAGGAAUUAAAUGCUUGGCGAACUGUUAACUCAGCGGUGCGCUCUGUAGGGAAGGGAAAGUAGGAGCUGCUUUUUAUGCUGGUUUGGUGUUUUGUUUUUUUUAAAUUCAGAAUUAGUCCCAGCUCGCUCUUAAAAUGGUACACUGGUUUAAUUCACCUGAAUAAACAGUUGGAACAAA
Messenger RNA from Calidris pugnax (ruff), 1958 nucleotides. It is a transcript of the gene PAQR7, whose product is annotated as progestin and adipoQ receptor family member VII. Gene Ontology annotation, molecular function: steroid binding; nuclear steroid receptor activity. Gene Ontology annotation, cellular component: plasma membrane. Gene Ontology annotation, biological process: response to steroid hormone. Lineage: Eukaryota; Metazoa; Chordata; Aves; Charadriiformes; Scolopacidae. The coding region runs from base 642 to 1682 and encodes 346 amino acids. The record is from RefSeq and is a predicted model, not a curated record. The transcript has 2 exons.